CCUUUUCUAUUUUUUCUCUAUUCAAAAUACAAUUCCUUUGUUACUUUCACCCUUCCUACUUGAUAAAAUUGUGUGUAAAGUGGAGAGUUUGAGGGAACAUAUUGUGGGGAAUGUUAACUAUCUAAGUCACAUCAUCGAAUCUCUUAUCUCCCCCCUUUUUCUAGCUUCUUUAUUUGUAUAAAAGAAAGUGGUCUACAUUAUUUAAUAUAAAAGGGGUCUACAUAUGAGUUGUAUGAUUGGAUCCUGGUCUCUUUUUCUCCAAUUAUAAUUGGUCCAUAAUAUCUUUUUAUUUAACCUAUGUAUACAUUUAUUUUGAUAAUUUCUCUAACAAUAUAUCCAUUCAACAUGUAUAGCACCAUAUCAACAACACGACAUCAUAAGAAUUAAACGAUUUUCAUAAAUUAAUACAUUCAAUAUGUACAACAUUAUAUUAGAAGCGUGAUAUCAUUAAAAUUGAUACAACUUUUUUAUAAAUCAAAUUCGAAUGUUCACUACUAUCAACUUCUCUUCCUUUCAUCUCCUCCAUCUUUUUCCCUUUCUUUUUGUUUGGAGAUCAAGCUUUCUCAUCUUGUGAAGAAAAAAUGUUCCAUAGAUGUCCACAAUCGACGAGUUCCAUUCACAAAACAGCCCAUCAUUUUUGUAGCAUUAUUUGGUAAAGUUUGUUUGGUAGUGAAGUGCCCCUUUUUGUGGGAUAGAGAGUGAUCAAUGAUCAUCAUGAUGGCCAGCAUCCUCCAACUUGGAAGUCAGCAACAAAAGUUAGGAAAUGUUGAGAUCAAAGAUAUGGCAAACUACUUAUAAUAGUAUGGCAAUAUAUCAAGGCUAAUGGUGUUUACAAGUCCCCAUACUACGUAGUUCUAACAAAUAUAUCGUAGAUUUUAGCAAGAAAGAUAUAUCUCGCUUACUCAUAAGUAUAUUGUUAAGUUCGAACAGUUGUAUAAUUGACAAAUAUCCAGAUUAGAUUAUAUAAUGUUCUAAUUAUAGCAAAACAUGCUUACUAAGAACGUGCCAGUCUCACCGUGAGCUAAUUUCCAAACAAGAUUUAUGACUGAACUCAUAUCGAGCAUGUUCAAUCUGACCAGGAACGAGCGAGCAGUGGUAACUAACAACAUUGUUUGCUUAUGAAAUCAUAAUACAGGGAUCAUGUUUGUUAAAUUGACAUUGUAUGGGGGACUAGAAAUGUCAUUAGUCCUUAUUAUAAGUGACAAAAAUUUGCAGACAUGCCAAGCAAACAAACGCCAAAGGUGGCCUCUUUUUUAACUAACCCAUGUGCCUAAGCCCUAUGCGCAAGCUUUUUAACCACUACCAUUAGCCCUUAACCCAAUGGGAUUAAGGCUUGAUUUGGGCAAAUCCAAAAGGAACCAAUUUCCAAAAGGUUUAGGUUUGACCGGAACCAACUUUUGGCCCGCCCGCCCGCCCGCCACCCAACAUACACAUAUAUAUAUUUCAUUUGUAUUAUUAUCCAGUUUUCUAUCGCAAAAGGUUAAACCAGCUUUGUUAACAUAAACAUUCUUUAGGCUUCAAUCAUGGAAUUAAUUUAUUCCAAUUGUUGCGACAACAUAAUGUGAUUUGGUCAUAAAGUGUCGCUUUUAGUAGAGCUAUAUGUGUACUUAAGGUGGUAGUUAUCAUCAUAUUGUUUGGUUGUAUUCAAAACUUAAGACAUUCUUUUGGGUUAAUUAACAGGUUUUUGCAGAUUGGGGGUGUGGGCUCUUUCCACUCUGAUCUAAAACAUGAUUACCUUGUUCAGAUGUCUAAAGUAAAUCAGAUCGAAUUGUCAUUUAUAAUACUACAAAUAAAAAAGAUACUUUUUGUAGCUCGUUUGAUUCUCCAGCUCGUUAUUCUUGAAAGAAAGAUUGAAGUUAAGUGAACAUUUGUUGUGUUUGAAUUUCGAAUGGAAAAACGGAUGGUACGAAGAAGCGGAGUGCAUAUAUGGGUACUAAGUACAAGAGAAGGAGAAGGACAACAUAAGAAGAAGAAGUCAUAAAUUGGAAAUUGGAUGGGGCCUUGGGGAGCGCUUAUGUAAGGGAAAGGAUAAGGUAACAAAGCUCUCUCUCAAUCUCAUCUUUGUGCAGCAGAUUAGAGUUUCUUACUUUCUUCCCACAGUAAAUGUUUUCAAUGUUCCUUUCCUUGUAUUUAUUUUUCAUAACAAGAUUGAAAGACAGCAUAUAGGUAUGGUAACUUUAACUAGGGUGGUUGUAGACUUGUAGUUGCCAAAUUGAUGUAGAAUUGGAUUGAAAAUAAAUUCCAAAGAUCAUAAUUGGAUUAAAAGACGUACAUAGUUCUACUAUAUUCUGGAGUUUUAUGCACAUUUUUAAGGUUUAAUAGAAUGAACACUUUAACCCAAUUGAUUGAGUGUAUGUAUAUGACAAUAUUCUUUGUUUGGCUUUCAUCAAUUCUAUAAAAAUCAUAAGAAUUUAUAAGAAAAGUUGUGAACUAGUCUAGUGGUACUAUUCCUCGUCUUGAACCAGGGGUUGGUCUAAUGACAACAAUAAUCUAUCUCGCUCUUAAUAAGAAAAGAAUCUAUCAGUCAAGUUUGUUUAAUAUACCGAGGUGUGUGUAAAACCAAAAUUAAAGAGGAAGUGUUGUUUGUAAUUAACAAUCUUUUUACAUACCAGUGUUGUCAUUCACGACUUAAAAAGUUGAUAGACCUCUCGACUUCAGAACUACGACCGAAAACAUAUGUAAAGCACGUUACACGUUCGAAAAAUGUCCCCGUUGCUAGUCUGGGCUCGUCGACCCAUUUCCUUGCCGAAAUAAGUAACAAAAAUUCUAUUUUGUCUUCUUCCCCAAACCAAAUCAAAACCCAAUUUCUUCCUCCUGCCGCCUGAACAGAACCCUCUGCUGCUAUCCUGGCUGGCUAGCAGGUUUAACCCAAACCUGACCCCUUUUUUUUACCCUAAGCUCUGCUGUUUCAUUUCCCUCCUCUAAACUCGUAUCGCUUUCAAUGCUCUUCUUUGUACAGUGUUAACUUCUUCCCAACUGGCAACUACUUUCACUUGAAUGCAACUAAGACCUGCGCUCUGGUUACUUGAUGAAAAAAGCAGAAGAAAGAAGGGACGAAUCGUCGAGGUAAAGAUGGUUUUUACUAAUAGGAUCUGCCGGUAAUAUAACCCAUGGAAAAGUUGUAGAGGCUUAAUCUAGAGCCAGGGUGAAACUUGGUUAAAUUGUUGAUCUGUGUUGUUUAGUCAUGCGAGUGAUCUGACGGUAAUGUACGAUCUGAUUUGUUUUCUUUGAAAUUUUAACAACAUAAAAAUCUAUUUCUAUAAAUGACGAUAACCUAUGUACUCAGAUGUUUCGUGUAUAAAUUUUUUCUUUGUUGUGUGUGACUAUAAAUUUUUUCUCUCGAAACCCAAAUUAGAUAUUUAAAAUGCGAUAGCGUUAAUAACUAACUUAUCACAAUAAUUCAGUCUAUUAGUAAAGUUUCAAGAGAAUGAAUAUUAUACCAUUCACUAGCAUGUCCUUUUAAACGAAAUCAAACUAACUCAUAGACUGCAUGCCUCACAGAUUAGAUCCAACGGUUUAUAUUGACGAUGGUUAGAAACCGACUCGGGUUUUCGUAAGUGUUGGCGGUCACUUAAAGAGUUGCUUACCAAUACCACUACUUUAAACUAGAUAGCUGGCAAUGGAACUAUUCUUUUGAAAUGCCUGAUGCGGAAAAGGUAAAAAUUUAUUAUAUAUCACAGGGGCGGAGCUACAUUGUAGCUAGGGUGCGGGGUGCCCCCCCCAGAUUGGUCCCGACCCUCCUUAAGGAUAUUUAGUACAAAUUCUAUAGCUAGAACUUGUUCUGUAAAUUGUGUCAUGUAAUAGUUCUGUGGUCUAAUGGUAACCAAGCUUAACUUGUGUCUUAAAGCACCCGAGUUUGAUCCACAUUGGUUACAUUUUUAAUUUAUUUCCCCCCGGUCUCGAAAUUCUGCCCCGCUCUUGAUAUAUCGCCCUCUCUUCAACACAUUCUUCCACAAAUCGUUCAUUUAAUAGUAUUUUCUCCCAGACUUUCCACUAAUAUGAUGUGAGGACAACACACCUCCCCGCUCUAAAGACGGUAGCAUCACAAUUAAGCUUUACCACACCAAAAUGAAAAUUAUAGUCAAUAUCUAGAGUUGUUGAAAGAGAUAGAAGAAAAUAAUGUUAUAUAUACAUUCUGCUACAGAUCGAGCACGGUAUGCUGAGUUGCUGACAACUAUAAAACCACAAAGCUUUUCCCCCCAUGGGCUAUUGCAAGGACUCACUCUGUGGUUCAUGGAAUCUGUUUGGCCCAACGUAUCCAGUGGGCCCUGCUGUUUAGGAAAAUUAGGUUUCAGCUCAGGAAUAUAACAGGAUCUCAUUUCCAUGGCCCAAGAGAAAUAGAAGAUUGGACUACUACAAUAGCCUGGAUCGAAAGUACAUUGACAUUGGACCACAAUAUUAAAUGUGCACUGUUAAAUGAAGCCCAGGCCCAGCCCAUAUACAUCCAAAUACACAUCAAUAACACCAUAUCCACUGAGCCCACAAAGCUUGAAAGCCUAUCCUAUCGUAAGAAAAGCCCAUAAAUAUAGGCCCAGUUCCAUACUAUAAGAAACCCCUACUCCCAAUCCAAAUCCGAAUCGGCCGAAACGCAACAAGAGCCACAUCCAACACUCAAUCGCCAUCGCCUCCUUCCGUCGUCCCUGGGCGCCUCUCUCUAUAUAAAAAUGAAAAAUAAAAGCGAUAAAUUAACAAGCAAAAAAGACCCUUCGUCGUCCACCACCAUCGAAAAGAAUAUAAACGCCGAGCUGCUCGUUUCUCCAAUCCAAAUUUCCCCAAUCGAGCCAAAAACCCUAAUUCCCCUUAAAUCGCAGAACCGAAAAAGACUACAAAAAUAAAAUUGUAAGAAGGAGAAAAAAAUGGAGUUAUUAAGGAAACAACGCCAUGGCUAAGGAGCGCAACGCACCAACAACCCCGAUAUCUUCUUGGGGGACGUUGGAAGAGCUGCUGCUGGCCUGCGCCGUGAACCGCCACGGCACAAAGAGCUGGGACUCCAUAGCCGUAGAAGUCCAAAACCGGACUUCCAGCCUCUCCUCCCUCACUUCGCAGCAGUGCAGGGACAAGUUCAAUGACCUCCGGCGACGGUUCAUGCCUCCGAGGAGGGAGGAGCCGCCGCCGGCCGCGGCGGCGACCAGUUUGGUCCCUAUGGUCGACGAGCUCCGGCGGCUCCGCGUCGAGGAGCUGCGACGUGAGGUCCAGCGGCGGGACGUCUCGAUCGAGUCUCUGGAAUUGAAGGUGAAGCGAUUGGAGGAGGAGAGGGUGAGAGGCGCGAAGGAGGAGGCAGAUCUAGGGAAGGAAGAAGGUCGGCCAACGUCGGCCGCGAAAUCCGCCGGCGGCUGCUACGAUUCCGGGGAGGAUCGGUCGUUCAACGAGUCUAAUUCCACGAGUCAGCAACAGAAAGCCGUGAACGCGGCCGCGAAGGAGCGGAGCGAGGAGGAGGAAGGAGAAGGGGACACGAAACCCGAACCGGCAUCGAAGUCCGAAUCGGAUCCGGUUCACUCAUACCCGUCCGCCGAGGAGCGGAUUUGCUCCUACGACGUCAAAUCGGAGGGAGGCGGAGGGAAUCGGGAGGACGAAUCGCCAAGCGAGACGAAGCCGAGACCGAGUCAGACCCCGCUCGUCGGCGAGUCGAACGAAUUGGGCGAGUCGGUGGGGGAGUCGAAGCGGGAGGAGAAAGAGAAGGAGAAACAGAACAGUGACGUGCAGAGCUCGGUGAGCCUGACGCUGAGGAAGAAGAAACGGCGUCGUAGGGGCGGAGUAAAUGGCGAUGGCGGCGGAGGCGCUGGAGUCGCCGCCGUGACCAGCAGCGGCGAAGAGCCCGAGGGUGGUGACGAGGUAUCUCCCGCCAGGAAGCGGGUCGCCGCUGUGAAAUCCGAACCGUUGGUUAGAAUCCUCGAGAUCAUCCGGUCCCAUAGGCUCGGUUCUGUUUUCGAACGACGGCUCCGAAGCCAGGAAUCGGAGAGGUACAAGAGCUUGAUCCGGCAGCACAUCGACCUCCGGACGGUCCAGCUCCGGCUCGACAAAGGAGUGUACCUCAGCUGCAUCCCCAAGUUCUACAGAGACCUCCUCCUCCUCUUCAACAACGCCAUCCUCUUCUUCCGGGAGACCUCGCCGGAGAAUCACGCCGCCCGGGAGCUCCGAGGUCUCGUCCUCAAGAACAUGAAGGACAAGCUGCGUAAACCUGCUCCUCCGCCUCCUUCUAAACCUCAAUCCCAAUCCAAACCUGCUCCGCCGCCACCGCAGCCUCCUGCCCCCUCCGCAACCACGACCAAGAACGUAAAGACUACUAGUACUACUACUGACGCAGCUCCAGCUCAGAAGCGGCAAAAACAACCCGAGAAGCCCGAGGCCAAGCCCGAGAAGUCUACCUCUACUCUGGUCUCCUGCGGGAACAAGCGGAGCUCGUCCCUUAAGGUAGGAACAUCGGAGAAGGAGAAGCCUGCUUCGAAGAAAGUGGUGACUACUACUUCCAAUAAGCAGAAACAUAAAGAAGCAGAGGAAGUUAAGCCGAAGACGAAUCCGAAAAAGGCUGAGGCUUCCGUGGCGCCUAAAGCUGUUGAGGAAGAGAAGCCAAUUAAGAAGUCUCCGACUACUACGAAGGAGACGGCCAAGGAGAGGCCUGCUGCUGCGACAACGGCAACGACGAAAGGACGGAGGAAUGUUAGAACCGGGGCCAGCAAGAAUGGAGAGGUUAAUAGUAAUAAACACAAGUACGGCGGCAACGAGCUGAGCUCUCACGAUGCCGCAGAUUCGAAAGCGGAGAGGAGCAACAAUAAUAACAAAGACGAGAAUAAUAGCACUACUAGCGUGAGGAAGAGGCAAGGCGCGGCGAGCUUCCUGAAGAGGAUGAAGCAGAACAGCGACGCGACGGAGGAGAAAGAUGACGAUGAGGGCGGUGGCGACGAGGAGUCGUCAUCGUCAUCCUCUUCGUCGGAAGAGGAGGAGGAGAAGGAGAAGAGGAGGGAAGUUAAUAAUGCUGGGAAGGAGAAGGGUAGUAAUGGUAAGACGGGGAGUCGAGGUGGUCGGGGUGGUACUAGAGAUGUUACGAGGGAGAGGCCGCCCAUCACGAGGAGUUCGAGGGGCAGAGGAGGGAGGGAGGAGGGCGGGAAAGGGAGGAGAGGUGGCGGAAGAGGCGGGAAGAGCGGCGGCGGUGGUACUCCGGCCGCGGCGGAGGGAGGGAAGAGAGGGAGAGAUCAUGAUGGUGAAGGGGGUGGAAGUGGAGGGAGGGCUAGGAAGAGGGCAAGGAGAUAGAUGAUUUUUUUUUUUUUUUUAAUUAUGAUUGGAUUUUUGUUGUAAAAUGUAAAUUAGCAUGGGAAUUUCCAAAGUUUUUUUUUUACUUCUUUUUUUUGGCGGGUUUUUUAAUUUAUUAUCUUUUGGGUAGGCUUUUCACUUUUGGAAGGUUUAAUUUAGGUGGGAAAUGGGUGGCUAAAGUGGAUGAACUGAGGAAGAAAGAAGAUGAGGGUUUUUGUAUUUUGUUGGUGAAGAACUUGUAGAAAGUAGUGCUCUUUCUUCCUUGGCAAGGCUCCAUUGGAUUAUUCAUAAAAAAAAAGGCUCAAUUGGAGCAACUAUGAACUAGCCUAGCCAUUUCUUGGGUAUGACCUUAUAAUAGUCAUUUCUUGGGUAUGGCCUGAAUUAUAAGAGCCAUGUUUCAAAAAUCAUUUUGGUAAAAUCAAGCUGACAUGAUUUUCCAAGUACAAUUAGACUACUAUGGUGAAUCAGUUCAUAGUAUUAAGUUUUUAUCGAAAUUCGUUUAGAUAUAAUUUUAUGAGAACUAAUAAUAUAAGAUUAUUAUUUAGUGCACAAACCAGUUCUAUAAUUUAAUGUCUUAUUAUCAAAACUCAUCCAACAUAAAAUAUCUCAUUUUAGUGAUUUUAGAGACUAACUUGAUCUCCAACACUUCAAUAACAAGUUUAUUUUCAUAAAAUGGUAUUGUUUUAACUAAAAGUCAUAUGGCAGCUUGUGAUCUGACCCAAAUGCUCUCAUUGGCAAGUUGGCAUUUCCUGCUUUUCUUCCAUUCUCUCCCCUAGUUAGGGAUGACAAUGGGUCGGGUUGGGGCGGAUUUUGUCAAACCCAAACCCAAACCCAUGGGUUUAUCCGCCAAAAAAACCCGGGGUAAAAUCCGGUGGGUUUGAGAAACUCAAACCCAACCCAACCCGCUGGGUAUCCGCGGGUUCAUGGGUACCCGUGGGUUUUUGUGGUAAAAAAUUUACAAUAACAAGUUUCUUUCAAAAUAAAAGUUUAACAUCAAU
Messenger RNA from Linum trigynum, 8246 nucleotides. The record is from the annotation of a GenBank genome assembly. NCBI's taxonomy places the organism in Eukaryota, Viridiplantae, Streptophyta, Magnoliopsida, Malpighiales, Linaceae.